Molecule: messenger RNA, 1943 nt
Organism: Phascolarctos cinereus (koala)
Lineage: Eukaryota; Metazoa; Chordata; Mammalia; Diprotodontia; Phascolarctidae
Gene: BHLHA15
Product: basic helix-loop-helix family member a15
Biological process (GO): positive regulation of transcription by RNA polymerase II; axon development; sensory organ development
Cellular component (GO): nucleus
Molecular function (GO): protein dimerization activity; DNA-binding transcription factor activity, RNA polymerase II-specific; E-box binding
Source: RefSeq, a predicted model, not a curated record
CCCCCAACCUUUCCCCUCCCAUGCCACCCCCUCCCCUGCUCAUUUACAUCCCGGAGCCGCUGGCCCAGCCCUGCCCCGCCCCGCCCGAGCCCGAACUAAAGCGACGUGUCCUUGUCCCCCGUGGGCAGCCCAAGCCGGCUGGCCCCGCGCACCUGUCCCGGCCGAGCACCUGUUCCAGCCCUAGGCCUCCGAUCUGCAGGAGGAAAAAAAAAAUUGGAGAUAAGCCUGGGUUGCCAUUUCCCAUCUUCUGCUGAAAUAUGAAGACCAAAAACAAACCCACAAAACGCAGGCUUUUGGCGGACAAAGAGACAUUUCAUGGCGAGCCAACAUCCAAUAAGCAGGACCUGGAGAAAUGUUUGAGGAACAGGGACAGGCGGAAGGGGGAGAAGGCUGAGGGCAGCAAGGUGGCCACCGCCAAGAAGAAGUCCUCCUCGGGCAGCCGGGAAAGCACUCUGAGGCGGCUGGAGAGUAACGAGAGGGAGAGGCAGAGGAUGCACAAACUUAACAAUGCCUUCCAGGCCUUGCGAGAAGUCAUUCCCCACGUCAGGGCGGAGAAGAAACUCUCCAAAAUUGAGACCCUCACUCUGGCCAAAAACUAUAUCAAAUGUCUGACCUCCACCAUCCUCAACAUGUCCAACGGUUGUCUCCCUGCCCUGGAAGGGGAAGGAUCUGCUCACAACUCUAAAUUCUACCAGCACUAUCAGCAGCAGCGAGGAGACGAGGAAAGUGAAGACCACCUCAAGAAAUAUUCUACCCAGAUCCACAGUUUUCGGGAAGGGAGCUAGAGGGACCCUCUGGACCAACAUCGUGACAUCUUCAGGCAAGGAGUAAUGGACUCCGAAAAGGCGUCACUGGGCCAUCACCCUAUUUUUAUUGUCUGUUACGUUUUGGCCAAUAUCUCCAAUUGUCAUGCGCGGACUACUGGGCGAUUUUUUUUUUCCCAUACAGAAAUGGUAAAAACGGUUCAUCUUCCUUCUAAAAAAUAGCCAAUUACUGAGAAAAACUUGAACUUGACAGCCCCUUGCUCAAUCACAGUCCCCAGAGGGCAUUUUCCACCCCUUAGCCUCAGGCUCAGUGUGACUCUCACUCCCCUUUGUCUCUAGACGCCUUGGGUAUCCUCAGACAGGUGCCCAAGGCCUGAUUCUUGUAUCAUCCAUGUGAAACAUGCCCUGAGGGGUAGGAAAUGGAAACAGUUGGCUCAGCCCAAGCUUGUAGCGACCCGGGGUGGUGCAUUAUUCCCAUAAACAUUUUGACCUUUGUUACUGAAACAUUUCUGGCCCUCUCUAGUGUGACAGAUAGUCUUCUAAGAGAUUAUUUUUUGUAUAUAUCACCAACAGAAGUUGAAGCCUCAGUCUUUUUUUUUUUGCAAUGAAUCCCACUUUUUUUGGGGGGGGUCAGGAACUGUGAUUUAUUUGAUUUAUGUAGGGAACUCCAUUAAUGCAAAUGGCAAUUCUAUAAUUCAGUACCUUAUAGUGUUAGUGACUUGACCACAGUCACACAGUCAGCAUACGUCAUAAAUGAGAAGUGAACCCAUCUUCCUGACUCCAAGGCCAAACCUCAAUGCCCUGUUGCCAACUUCAAUCAAAUAUCAUCCUAUGAUUAUUAGCGUGUUAUAGUAUUUGAGUGCCGGAAGGGACUUUCACAAUUAUUUAAUUCAAUUCUCUCCUUUUGCAGGUAAGGAAACUGGAGGCUUAGACCAGUAAAGGGCUCACCUAUUGAGAGUGUAGCAGGGUGGGGUUAGAGUUAGUUUUUUGCUUCUAGCUGAUCAGGGAUGGAACAGAAAACCUCUAAAACUCCAGAGCAGGAGCUCUUAACCAUUUUAAUGUUCCCAGACCCCAUUGGCAGUCUGGUGACACCCAUGAGAACCCCUUCUCUGAAUAAUGUUUUUAAAUAAUUGAAGGAAAUGCUAAAUUUUGGUUAGAAAGUAGGGAAAAUAAAGCUUU